Eutrema salsugineum is the source of this 1386-nucleotide messenger RNA. Its product is annotated as zinc transporter 5. The record is from RefSeq and is a predicted model, not a curated record. Lineage: Eukaryota; Viridiplantae; Streptophyta; Magnoliopsida; Brassicales; Brassicaceae. The transcript has 9 exons. Bases 192 to 1307 code for a protein of 371 amino acids.
GGGACCUUGGGUUCCUCGACGAAGAAGACGACGAUUCUUCUUCGAUCACAAGUUAGACGCGAUUUCGUCUUCUUCAGUUACAUCGUCUUUAGAUUCUGAGCUCGAGUUCGUAGUGGGAGGAUAUUGGAUUUAACAGUAUUUUAUAAUUUCUACUGGAUUUAAGCACCCCGUAAUUUUCGGAAGCUAGGCUAAUGAUGUCCCCGAAGCAAAUCUCCGACGAUCGAGGAUCUCCACAUUUCAGGCAUACCCCUUUCCAGAUAAUCCAUCUCAUCGGGAACUUUUUUAGGAUAUGGUCAGUUUAUUCUAUGUACCGGUACUUGAAUCAGACAGGAGCGCCUGUUGUUCUCUUUCUAUUCUGCUGUUUGGUGCCGUCAUCCAUCAUCUUCUUGAUUCUUCAGAAACCAUGGAAAGGAAGGGCACUUUCCAAUCAACAGCUACUAAUUUAUGAGGCGGCUUUUAUCAUUCAGAUUGUACCUUCUCUUAUCAAUGGAGUCAUCACAGCUCUAUACUUCAUCUUGUGGGGAAAGGGUCUUAAGUCUUGUGGACCGCUUAGAGCAAUCUUGUCAGAGUACUCUGGUGCUGUUCUUGGAGUACUUUCUGGAGUAUUAUAUGGACGGAGAGGCCAUGUGUGGAAGAAGGUAGGUGGCCUUAUCGCAAUGCUGGUAGCUCUUUUUUUCUUGUCUCAAGGAUGGGCGACAUCAACUCUUUCCCCUUUUUCAUCAAAAGAUAGUACUGAAAUUAAAGAGGAAGAAGUACUAACAGAACAAGCACUAGGUCUGAUGGGAAUGAUGAUACCCGUUUUUGCUGGAAUCUUAUCAGCAUUAAGGCGAGUUAUUGCACGCCGUGUUUCUCUAAAGAACCAGCAGAAGAAACGACUUCAUGCGAUAACCAUUACUUCUGCAACCUGUUUCUUGUUUCCUGUUGCCAUGUGGGACCUUAUCAUAGGGUCAUCUUCUGGGAAAACAUCUGAGUUGCCAUUUUCUGCGUGGGCUUUCCUUAGCACCAUUGUUUUCGGGAUCAUCCUAAUAUUCUAUGUCGACAACAUUGCAGAAGAGAGGUUGCAUAUGGUGUUUUCUUCCCCAAAGCAUUUAAUGGUCGCAGGUGCAUGCAUAAUAGUCAUGGAGAUUGCAUACGAGAUGGAUUUUUCUCUUCCAGGUUUCAUUGUCUGUUGCUUAGUAUUAGGGUUUGGAAUAUUCGAGGCAACAUCUCUAGAACGCAGCAAAAAAGACUCUUCGCUGAAAUCAGAAGAUCCAUCAAAUGGAAUCCUUGGUAAUGACUUUGAUACUUCUCCUAUUCUUCCAAUAUAGCCAAAAGCUGACAAUAUUUUCACCAUACUAACGACGUCGUACUACUAUUGAAAUGUUCUUGUCUUUGACGAUGUAAAUC